Messenger RNA from Anas platyrhynchos (mallard), 6457 nucleotides. RefSeq names its product ectodysplasin A2 receptor (gene EDA2R). Gene Ontology annotation, molecular function: tumor necrosis factor receptor activity; protein binding. The record is from RefSeq and is a predicted model, not a curated record. Gene Ontology annotation, cellular component: plasma membrane. Lineage: Eukaryota; Metazoa; Chordata; Aves; Anseriformes; Anatidae. Gene Ontology annotation, biological process: positive regulation of JNK cascade; tumor necrosis factor-mediated signaling pathway; positive regulation of canonical NF-kappaB signal transduction.
UGGCCAUGUGCGUGAGCUGCAGUAAGCAGUGACUCACCUUCUAAGCUUGUCCGGGGCAGACUUCAUCUCAAAUGAAUCCUGAUGGUUCAGAGACUGGGGAGCCUGGCCAAACGUCUGCUUCCUAAAGGCAGUCUGCAUGGGAGUGGUGGGGGAUUAGACAAAGUCCAGAGAAAGCCCGCAGAGACUCGAGCGUGUGCUGCAGGACACUUGUAUCUGUGCCUGCUGGUGGAGCAGGUUCCGGCACCUCCCCAGCCUCAAUGGACUGCAAAGAGAGCGAGGACCCGUAUGAGCACAGCAAAUGCACCCCAUGUCGAAACUGCAUGCCUGGGCAGGAGCUUUCCAAGGAAUGUGGUGAUGGUACAGGGGGGGAUGCGCAGUGCGUUCCCUGCCCACCCAGGAAGUUUAAGGAUAGCUGGGGCCAUCACAGCUGCAAGCCCUGCCUGUCCUGCGCUCUCAUCAACCGCAUCCAGAAGUCCAACUGCACAGCAACGACCAACGCGGUCUGUGGGGAGUGCCUGCCGGGGUUUUACCGCAAGGCACGGAUCAGCGGGCAGCUGGGCUGGGAGUGUAUCCCGUGCACCAAGCAGACGCCCUCCUCUGAGCCCCAGUGUCGAUCCAGAACAAGCCUGGUGAAAGUAGCAGUCCCCACGGUACCUCCCCAGGACACAGCCCUUCUCGCACUGACCAGCAGUGCCCUAGUCAUCAUUGUGCUGGUGCUUCUGGCCCUCUCCAUCAUCUACUGCAAGCGGUUCUGGAAGAGCCAGUGCCAGCGAGUCUUCCUGAGGACUCAGAAUUUCUCAGGCCAGCGAGCGAUGUUCCCCACGUCGGCUACACCUGGCAGGUUUCUGUGUGAAGAGCAGAUGUCUGGUCCCUGCUGCCUGGGCGUGAAGAACCUGAGCCCCUGCUACAGGCAGGCGGAAGGCCCGGUGGAAGCAGUUCAGUUCAUUUCAGAGGGAGAAGCCAUCAGCCUCCAGCUGCCACCCACGCAGCCGGAGCUGGAGCUGCCGUCGGCUGUGGCGGUCAGCCCUGCCUCCAAAGGCCAGCUGGUGAGGAGCGUCCUGGAGAGCCAGCCCCUGGUCAGGAGCUCGGGCUGCAGCGACCGCCUGGCCACCGCCCUGGCCCCCUCCGACCUCAGGCCAGGCCAGCGGGGAGUGGCUGAGGCACUGGCCCCCCUCUCCUCCUGCGCCUCCGAGAUGCAGCACAAGUGGCCCCAUGCCCCGGUGGAGUGCACCGAGCUCGACCUGCAGAAGUUCUCCUCCCAGGUGGAGUUUGUGGGCAGCGAGAGGUCGGAGGAGGUGGGGAGCCAGGCAACACGAGGAGUCCCCAGGGAGGGGAGCAGUGCAGCGCUGGAGGCUGGGAGCAGCCUCGUGGUGGACCCAGCGAGGGGCCUGUCCCCCACCGUCCAAAACCCCACCGCUGAGAGCGGGGAGCAGCCGGUGAAUGAUGCCCAGAGCCUUGUGACUCAGAUCAGUAACACAAUGAAGGGUCUCCCUGUUUCAGAGCUGCCCCAUUCCUUGGUGCAGUCGCUUGCCUUCUUGUUAGACCCGUCCUUGAAUGGUGUGAAGAACUUCAGCCACGUGGCACUGGAGCUGGGGGUUGCACCCCAGUUUCUGGGACGGAUAUCUGGAUUUGAGCAGCUCAUCACUCACCUCACCUACUCAGGAGACUCGGUCACAAUCCCUCAUCUGGCCCAGGCUCUGCAGCGACUGCAGCGGUUCGACGCCUUGCUCCUGCUGUGUGACCACUUUGCUCUCAGCCAGAUUCAGGGCCACCAGUGCUAGGAUAAGAUGGAAGGGAUGGAGGAAACUUCAAGCAUUGUGUGUACUGGUACGGGAGAGGAUCUGGUAGCCCUGUGGUCACACAAUCUCUCUAACAUGCAUGUGGGGAGUAUGUGGAGAGAGUCUUUGCAUUGUGGAAUAGAAGCACACGAGGAGGAGUCUCCCUCCUUGGAGAAGAGUGGAGGAGCUGGGGAGGUGACAGUACUGUGUAUCCUCACAGCUGUCACUCCUGCCCCUUCUGGGCAGGUUGUGCUCAGCACCUCUGAGUUCAUUUUUCUUCAUCUGUACUUAACCCAUGUCCAGCAGCAGAGCGGUGUCACAAUCACUGUGCUGCCUGUCUGUAAUAAGCCCUGUCCUUUGCGAGUUGCUGGUGUUGGGAUGAAUUCUGUGAGGUCCCUGGCCACACGCUGUGCAGGGGCUUGGGCUUGGUUGUGUGCCACUCUCUUACAGGGCCAACAAUCACUUCUCUCCCAUUCCAGCUUUUCAGAACACUUUCCUUUGGCCAAUACUGUGUUAUUUUUUUCUGGGUUCCUGUUGCCACUUUGAGUUGAAAUUUUGUUUGCUCCUCCCUGUGUGACCAUUGCUGCUGUGGCAGGGAGAGCUGAGCAGUCAGUCUCUGUGCCAGUGCAGCACGUGGCAUGUUUAAAUUAAUUUCCUUUACUUGAACUGGUGUAGUUUUCUUAAAGAAGUUCCAAGUUGAUCACCAGGGUACUUUGAUGUACAGUUGUGUUAGGUGCAGUGCUGUGCUGCUCCUUGCCCAGGGCAGUUUUUGCUCCCCGGUCUGCUGGUGACUGCCUCUACUCAGCUGUGCUGGCAACCUCCUCGGUGUGCAUCAGGCAUUGCAGGCUGAUGCGGGGUGCCAGAGGCAGGGACCCUCCUCUGCCUUCUGCAGGGAACAGCUGGUGCCCUGCCAGUGCCAGGCAUGUAGGGGUCAGCUGGAGACUGAAGACUGCAACUGUGCUGCAGUGAGUGUUGAAGUCCCUGUGGCAGAGCAGGUUUGCUUUAGAAGAUUCUUUCUUUUUUUUUUUUUCUUUUCCUGCCUAAAAACAAGCUAAUUUUCUCAUUUUUGGGAGUAGGUCUUAUGGAGGAAACACCCUUCUGCAUUUAAUUUGUUCCUGGAGGAUUUGUCAGAGCUUGCAGCGCUUUCGCCUGCAUGAGGCUCCCCUCAGUUUUGGUUGUGGAGCUGCAGGGCAGCUUGCUGGGUUGGUGGCUGCUGUGCUGUUGUUCUCCUCUGUCUGCCACCAGCUUCAGGGUCUCGCAGGGUCACAGGGGGUUUGGCCAGGCGGUCCGACAAGUGGGACUUGGGGGUCCAUGGUGGAGUGGCUCAUGAGGCUAGAGAAGACCUGCAGUGGGAAGCCGUGCCCUGCCUGCCGGCAGCAGUGUCUGUGCAAGCCUCCCGCUCCAGGAUUUUUGUCGGGGGCGAAUCCUUGCGCAGCAGGCGAGGCGCAGGGAGCGGCCCUGCGGGGGCGGACGGGAAUGUGGGGCCGCCGUCAGCUGGGGAAGCUGCCCCGGCCGCCCGGCACGCGCCUGGCCCCGCUGUGCCGCCGCCUCCCGGGAUGGGGAUGCCUGUCCCACUGAGGUCAUGGCGCGGAGCAGCUGAGCGGUCUUUGCCCUGUGCCUGGCUCCAGCCUCUCUGCAGCCGGGGCAGGAGGCCUGCUGCGAGCUGGUUGCUUGCCGAGGAAGGCAGGAGGUGUCAGCCCCCAGCUUUGUCCCUGCCACUUGCACCAGGACUACUAAAGCCUUUUACACCCUCCUCUGGAGCGAUGAAAUGGACCCACUGUGCUCACUCAACCAGGACAGUGCCUGAUCCCACUGAAGAUCAGAGUCAAAAAUGCCUUUAGGUCAGCGGGAGCGGGUUUUUGCCUCUGCUGCCAUGUGCCAGGGAGAACAAGCCUGUCUUGUUUCUUCCCCUCUUUCUAUGCCGUUUUGUGCCCGCUUAGUUUCACUGCCCAACUUUUUCCGCCCUGUCCUUGGGGUCUGUUGGACAUCUCAUGCCAUUUCCACCCUUCCCUGGUGCUGCUGGCCCCUCGCAGCCUCCACUCCCAGCCCCUGUACGCGGUGCGGCUCCUGCAGUGCUCAGUGCCCUGGGUGGCUGCGGGCUCCGAGUGCCCCAGGACCUGCAGGGGGUUUGAGCCACGGUGCUGGCUGUGUGUGUGUCCCUCCUGAAGGCUGCAGCUGAUGGCUGGCUCUGAGCGCUGCUUCCCACGCUGUCCUUGCCCCUGGCAGCAUGGUGGCCGCCAGCAAGCGGCACUGUUACCCUGCCCGCCGCCACCAGGGCAUCCCCAGGCUUUGCCUUUUAUCUGACCACAGUACUUGGAAAAAGCAAGCGACCUUCUGGGAACACAGCCCUUUGCUCAGAUCUGCCCAAACAGCAGUAUUAAUAGCUGCUCUGUUUCCCCCCCUUCCCCCUUUCUCUUGUUAAAUGCUGUUAAGACUUGAACACACUCAGGAUGUGGUCAGAUAACAGGAGGCAUGGACAGCUUCAACUGGAUGUGACACUUUAUCUCUGUUUAUUUCUUUCAGAGUCGUGGUCGUUUUAUUGCUCUUUGCUUUGUGAGAACCAGAAGCGUUAGACCUUGUACCCGUAUUUGGCUGGGGUGAUGUACUUGAUCUGUUAUGAAGCAGUCAGAAAAAGUAUUUCUAGUGUAAAUGCAGCCUGGGGAUAAGGUUUUUCCAUUGAAGGCUUAUCUGUGGCAGGGAGAGAGUGUGUUCACAUUAAUCAUGUAACAAAAUCAAAUAUUUAAUCUCUUUAUGGACACACAAUGGGAAUGAAGAUUACUUAUACAUCUGUAGGUGAAUUAAAAAAAAGCAUCCAUGCAGCUUAAUAAAUCAGGCAUGGCUUUGAACUUGAAGCAGGUGUAGGUGAAUUGUCCUGCAUGUCCCUGCCCAUCCAGUGGGGUGCAGGAUGGCGGAGCAGGCUCCUUCCCAGCACAACGCUGUGGGAUUGGGAGCAAACAAUGGCUAGCAACAGCCUGGUAAACGAGAAAUGGAGUGAAUAAAAGGGUUUUCAUCACUUGUGUGCUGCAGAACCUCACUGGGGGCCAGUGGUCUCUGUCCCUCCUGCGCUUGCUGGGUGUUCCUGUUGAUGUAGGUGGGGUCUGCAUUUGUUGUUUUUCUUUUUUGUUGUUGCUGUUCUAUUAAGGAAUCAACCCCAUUCCCCUAACAAUUUUUAAGGUAAACUUAUAUUUUAGCUGUUUGGUAUCUGAGCAACAUUGUUCACAUUCAAAACCUACCUCGCCGUGGUGCUGGGGAGGCGGCACAUGGGGCUGCUCUGCCAGCCCUGCCUGGUGCACUGGGAGCGCCGGGGCAGCCACCUCCACGGCAGGUCUGUGGGUAGCUGUGUUUUAAUUGUUUUAACUGUUCUUGAGAAGACUCGAGCCUGCUCAGAGCCUUUUACACAGUCGCAGUGUGAGCUUCUGUGGAUGGUGCUUCAUGGGUGCUCAGUCCCACACUGUACUGUUGUGGAGAGGGCUUUUUAAUGGCAAUGGGCUCCUGUCCCAGGGCUGCUCCCACCUGUGCUGAUGUCCGUAGCCAGCAGCUGCCAUCCAGCUGUGCUGUCAGCAGUCUCAGAAUCAGCUGUGUUUACAUGGCCUUUAAUUUAGCCAGCUCAAGGCCCUUUGGGCUGAUUUUUCACAAGUCUAGCUGAAGUCCUCAGAAGAAGGGGGACCACAGGAGUCUGAACGACAGGCUCUGGCGCUGCACUUUGGACACUGGCAAACGGUGGCCAUCACUGGGCAGGUGGGCGAGCUUCAGUUUCUUUAGCUGGGAACCAAUAGACUUGGUACUUGACUUUUCUGCUUUUUCUUAAUGGUAUUUUCAGCACAAUAGAUGGAAUGUAAGGGAAGGAAAUUCUCAUAGCGCUGGAUCUCACAUUUCAGCUUCAGGAAGCUACCAAAGCCAAGCUGGCAUGGUUCAAAAAGAGUUGAAAGAAAUAAAUUAAUCCAGUAUCUAUGCAAACUUUAGCUGUGAUUGAACAAUGGAAAUACUCUUGGGUGGUGAGAUUUUUUUUAUUUUUUUUACAAGCAAUUGUUUUGACACUAGUCCUGUCUGGAAGUCUGAUUUACAGAAGAAUUUGUGAUGGGUUUCAGUCCAGCCCUGUUCUGAAAGCUUCUAAGCAUACACUUAAAAAUAGGCAUAUCUUUAAAUCUUAUUAAAAUAAAGAAGUAAUUUGUACAUCCUUGGAUGCUAUUCUCAAACAGGGUGCUUAUAAGAAUUCACUACACUCUUACAUGAGUGGACAAUACUGAAGAAAAUUUUUUACAAUAGGGGCACGCUCUGAAAAAUCUGCAAGUGGAGAUGCCCUAUGGGGAGGUGCCCUAUGUGUUUUAGAUUAACAAUACAAAUCCUGGUGCUUUUCUAAAACUAAAUAAAUAAUUUUUUGUAGUCAUAGUUUACUGCUGGGAAUACAUGAUAAUUUUUAUGGUGGAUGUUCUGUUUUCUUUAAGGUUAUGAAUAGGUUAUUUAUAUUUUUGUAAAUCCUGUGUCAUUAGCAUUGUAAUUCUGAAGUUUAUUUGUUUCCAUUGUUUUUUUGGGGUGAAGUUUGUAUUCAAAUAAAAGUGUCUGAAACUCCUCUAAGUUUUGUUAAACAAGGGGUAUCUGAGUUCCCCACAUUCCACCCAGACAUAGUGCUGUUGAAUGCUGUGUGCUUGUAGUUAAAUAAAUUCCAGAGUUGGAGGUGA